This is a messenger RNA of Scophthalmus maximus (turbot), 2035 nucleotides long. RefSeq names its product histone H2B 1/2-like. Gene Ontology annotation, molecular function: DNA binding; protein heterodimerization activity; structural constituent of chromatin. NCBI's taxonomy places the organism in Eukaryota, Metazoa, Chordata, Actinopteri, Pleuronectiformes, Scophthalmidae. The record is from RefSeq and is a predicted model, not a curated record. The transcript has a single exon. Gene Ontology annotation, cellular component: nucleosome. The coding region runs from base 16 to 393 and encodes 125 amino acids.
ACUUGGAUCAUCAAGAUGCCUGAGCCUGCGAAGUCUGCGCCCAAGAAGGGUUCCAAGAAAGCCGUGACCAAGACCGCCGCCGGCAAGGGAGGCAAGAAGAGGAGAAAGACCAGGAAGGAGAGCUACGCCAUCUACGUGUACAAGGUGAUGAAGCAGGUUCAUCCCGACACCGGCAUCUCCUCCAAGGCCAUGGGCAUCAUGAACUCCUUUGUGAGCGACAUCUUUGAGCGCAUCGCUGCUGAGGCGUCUCGUCUGGCUCACUACAACAAGCGCUCCACCAUCACGUCCAGGGAGAUUCAGACCGCCGUGCGUCUGCUGCUGCCUGGUGAACUGGCCAAGCACGCUGUGUCCGAGGGCACCAAGGCUGUGACCAAGUACACCAGCUCCAAGUAAACCGCUCUGCUGCUGCUGCAGUCAUCCAACACAACGGCUCUUUUAAGAGCCACACACUUCAUCUUAAAGAGCAAACUGUUCACACUCCUCAGUGUCUGAUGUUUAGAUAGACUGUUAUUGAUGGAUCUCAAAUGUGACAUUGAUGUGAGGUCACAUCUGUACUUACAGAUGUUCACCUGUGACAGUAUCACUCGGGUGUGAACAGGGCCUGUGAUAAAAGGCUGCACACUGUCAGUAAAUGAGCAGCUUUUAGUUUCUCCCGUUGGAACAGCAUCUAGAACCAUGUGACUUUUUUCUUUUAAUGAAUGAUGUUUUACUCAUUUUAAUUGAUUACCGCAAUUUUUCCCACAGUUUUAACUAUUGCUGUGCUUUUAUUUCGAGCUGUUUUUGUAAUGUUGCAUGGAGUUUCCGACUGCCCCUGAACUACUCACCAGACUUGUCACUGGCAGCAGUGUGAUGCGCAGCACGGUGUUGGCGCAGCAUCCUGUGUCCGUUUGGCGCUAUUUCUCCAGCCUGGGUCGAGAGCAGAGAACGCUGUCGCCCAGGAGGAUUGUGAGUAUAGUGUUGAGCUGCGGACUCGAGGGGCCAGGCAGUGUGGGCAGAGCCUUGAGACUUGUGUGGGCGGGUGUCCUGUGCUUCCAGGUGGACGCCGAGCGCAUGGCGAGCAGUCGAGCCGGGAAGGCGCACGGCUGUGCUGAAGAAGAGGAGCGACUCUGCGCCGCAUCCUGGACCUCGUUGGGGAAACGGACACGAAGGACUCUGGACCGGGGUUUUAAUAAUGUUAUUAUAGUAAAUGUUGUCAAGCUCCUAUCUGCAUCUGUGGAUCUGUUUUAAAUCGCCUCACUCCUGAUUUAUUAUAAGAACCGGUGUUGUCCUAGGCUCAUUCCACCCUCUAGGUGGCGUGGUCGGCAUUAUGAAUGAACUAAUCCUCAAAUUGAACUUCGUUUUAAACUUAAGAUCAACAGACACAGCAGUUUAAUGUGUCAUGGAAGUGUAAGUAAUGUAUCAUCAGCACCUCGGUGUUGUCCAACGAGCUCCACACAUCUAUAGAUUUGGGUAGAGCUCAGUAACUUUGUUCUCAGGCCUCACCCGCUCUCUGUUCCUGCCUGGACGUCCUGGUGUACAGAUGAAGUCAGGAGCUGAGCCUCCACUCUCCCCUGAACAGCUCAGGUGGAUCUUUGACAUCUGAGACAUGCAGCUGCUGAUCCAGGACCAGCUCUGGAGAUCCACCCUGUGAUUCUCUCUGCUCAUAUCAGAUACUUGCACUCAUUGUGAAAAGCUCCCUGGUGCUAGGACACGGACCAAAACACACAAUAUGUGACACAAAGGAAGGAGAUUUUAUAGAUCAGAUUGAAUUCCCUCCACACGUUGAGCUCACCAUAUAUGAUGAAUGAAUUCACAUCAAGACAGUCAACAAAUAAAAAAUAACUCACAAUAACUGUCAUUUUUGUUUUUUACGUGUGCUUCGUUGUAUUUUGUAUUUGUCACCUUUUUUUGUUCAAUUUCUAUUUAAUUAAUAUUUUCAUAAAAGCCCUUCCAGGGACAGAUGUUGGAAAUUAGCAUAUACAGUAAACUGAUACUUUUUACACAGGUGCAGAUUGCAUCUGUCUUGUCAAAUAAACCAAUAGUGUGCAGUAUCACA